Molecule: messenger RNA, 1323 nt
Organism: Coffea eugenioides
Lineage: Eukaryota; Viridiplantae; Streptophyta; Magnoliopsida; Gentianales; Rubiaceae
Exons: 1
Coding region: 1-1323 (440 amino acids)
Source: RefSeq, a predicted model, not a curated record
AUGUAUGAUCUUCAAUUGGUGGUUGUUGUUGAACCUAAAUUGAGGGUGGAGUCAAUCACUAAUAUUAGAAUUAAAUUGGGGAUGGAUUGUUGCUUGUUCAAUCUUUGGGGUUCUGUUUGGAUUUUCUACCGGUCGUUGUUUACGUGUCAGAUUACAGGGGAGUCUCCCCAACAUCUAACUAUUAGAGUUAAAUCUCAUUUUUUUCAAGACUUCAUUACUUUAUCUUGUAUACAUGCGAAGUGUACGGAGCAGGAAAGAGAAAACUUGUGGAAUGCACUUUUGGGGGAUAAACCCGACUUCAACCCUUGGUUUUUGAUAGGAGAUUUCAAUGUGGUCAUAAAUACCGAGGAGAAGAGGGGUGGAUUGCCAUUUAGACCGUCGGAGGGAUCAGAAUUUUUGAAUUUCAUGACGAUGGCCGGUGUCUGUGAUGCGGGAUUCUCUGGUUCAAGAUAUACCUGGUGUAAUAACCGUUCGGGAACGGCGCGGAUAUGGAAACGUCUGGACCGCUUACUUCUAUGCGGGCGUGCUUUAGAGCUUCCAUACCAAAUCAUGGUGCAACAUUUAGGACGUGACCCGUCGGAUCAUGCUCCAUUAUUGUUGUCGGUGGAUACGAAACUAGAUAACAAACCCAAGCCGUUCCGUUUCUUAAACAUCUGGACUACUCAUCCUGGUUUACUGGGGGUUAUCAAGGAUUGUUGGGCUCAACCAGUCAAUGGUUCUCCUUUGCAAGUAUUGGCCUUGAAGUUGAGGAAUGUUAAAAAUGCCCUCAAGCAAUGGUCUAGAACGACAUUUGGGGAUAUUUUUCAGGGAGCACGUGAUGCCGAACGUAUGGUAACAGAGGCUGAAACAGCAUACGACCUGGAUCCUACUGAGCAACGGCGGAGCGAGUUACAUCAUGCUCGGGCUCGGUUACGCAGAGCGCUUAUAGUUGAGGAGGGUUUUUGGAAACAAAAGGCGCGGGUAAGGUGGCUCUCGGACGGAGAUAGGAACACCAAAUAUUUUCAUUCCUUGGUCACGGAAAGGAGGCAUAGGGCAGUAAUUCAUCGGAUCAAAGAUACCGCUGGAGAGUGGAUCGAUGAGGAAUGCCAGAUUGGGGAAGCAGCAGUGGGUUUCUUUAAGGAGCUUUUCACAGCAGAGGGGGGCCUUCCUUGCCUUACUGGUCUGCAGAUCAUACCGAAAUUGAUAACGGACCAAGAAAACUCACGGUUAACGGACAUUCCAUCUCUUACAGAAGUUAAAGACAUAGUCUUUGCUAUGGACGGAGAGAGCACACCAGGCCGGACGGGUUUACAGGGAAAUUCUUUACCUUUGCUUGGGAGGUAG